Lathyrus oleraceus (garden pea) is the source of this 3403-nucleotide messenger RNA. RefSeq names its product lon protease homolog 2, peroxisomal. Lineage: Eukaryota; Viridiplantae; Streptophyta; Magnoliopsida; Fabales; Fabaceae. Gene Ontology annotation, molecular function: ATP binding; serine-type endopeptidase activity; ATP-dependent peptidase activity. Gene Ontology annotation, biological process: protein quality control for misfolded or incompletely synthesized proteins; protein catabolic process. The transcript is spliced from 18 exons. The record is from RefSeq and is a predicted model, not a curated record. The coding region runs from base 174 to 2840 and encodes 888 amino acids.
AGAUAGUGUAUUUUCCAAAUAUUAAAAAUAAAAAAUAAAAACCGCCACAAUAAACUCUUAUUGUUUGAAUCAUAAAUAAAAACGCGUAUAAAAAAACAAAUCAAAGGCGAGAAGAAGAAGAAAACGAUGACAAAACAAGGGUUUCCAUUUUGAUUCCACACCGAGUUCCGAACAUGGCCGAAUCGGUCGAGCUUCCGAGUCGCUUGGCGAUCCUUCCUUUUAGAAACAAGGUCCUCUUACCUGGUGCUAUCAUCAGAAUCCGUUGCACUUCCCCUAGCAGUGUGAAGUUGGUGGAACAAGAACUUUGGCAGAAAGAAGAGAAGGGGUUGAUUGGAAUCCUGCCUGUACGCGAUGCUCUUGAAAUUAAGUCAGCGGGUCCCACAGCAUCUCAAGGUGCAGGAGCCAAUAUUAUAGAGCAAAGUUCAAAACUUCAGGACGGUUCAUCAGAUUCUCUCAAGCCUGAUACCAAAAAGCAGAAUGACGUUGUUCAUUGGCACAACAGGGGGGUUGCUGCCCGACCAUUACAUUUAUCAAGGGGAGUGGAGAAACCAAGUGGAAGGGUCACAUAUACCGUUGUUCUUGAAGGUUUGUGUAGAUUUAGUGUCCUGGAACUAAGCACAAGAGGAAUAUACCAGACUGCAAAGAUAUCUUCCCUUGAGAUGACUAUGACUGAGAUGGAACAAAUAGAGCAAGACCCAGAUUACAUAAUGUUGUCUCGCCAAUUCAAAGCAACAGCAACGGAGCUUAUUUCUGUUCUGGAGCUGAAACAAAAAACCGGUGGAAGAACCAAAGUCCUUUUGGACAACGUUCCUGUUCACAAGUUAGCUGAUAUAUUUGUUGCAAGUUUUGAGAUAAGUUUUGAAGAACAACUAUCUAUGUUGGAUUCAGUUGGCCCUAAAUUAAGGCUUUCAAAAGCAACUGAGUUAGUUGAUAGGCAUUUACAGUCAAUACGUGUAGCUGAGAAAAUUACACAGAAGGUUGAAGGUCAAUUGUCAAAAUCUCAAAAAGAGUUUCUUCUGCGUCAGCAGAUGAGGGCUAUAAAAGAAGAACUUGGUGACAACGAGGAUGAUGAGGAUGACUUGGUUGCGCUUGAAAGAAAGAUGCAGAGUGCAGGAAUGCCACCAAAUGUAUGGAAACUUGCACACAGAGAGUUGAGGAGGCUUAAAAAAAUGCAGCCUCAGCAACCUGGGUACAACAGUUCGCGGGUUUACCUAGAUCUUCUUGCUGAUCUGCCCUGGCAGAAGGCCAGUGAAGAGAAUGAACUAGACUUAAGAGCUGCACAAAAGCGACUGGACAGUGAUCACUAUGGUUUAGUGAAGGUCAAGCAACGGAUUAUUGAAUACCUCGCAGUUCGCAAGCUUAAACCAGAUGCAAGGGGUCCAGUAUUGUGCUUUGUUGGACCACCAGGUGUUGGGAAAACAUCACUGGCAUCUUCUAUUGCUGCUGCUUUGGGCAGAAAGUUUAUUCGCAUAUCCCUUGGUGGAGUCAAGGAUGAGGCUGAUAUUAGAGGACAUAGGAGAACAUACAUUGGAAGCAUGCCUGGGCGGCUUAUAGAUGGAUUAAAGAGAGUAGCUGUUUGCAAUCCUGUUAUGUUGCUUGAUGAAGUUGACAAGACAGGUUCUGAUGUUCGUGGAGAUCCAGCUUCAGCAUUGCUAGAAGUUCUUGAUCCAGAACAAAAUAAAACAUUUAAUGAUCACUAUUUGAAUGUUCCAUUUGAUCUGUCCAAGGUAAUUUUUGUGGCUACAGCAAAUAGGAUGCAGCCUAUUCCUCCACCACUACUGGAUAGGAUGGAAGUGAUUGAACUUCCUGGAUAUACACCUGAGGAAAAGCUCCAAAUAGCCAUGCGGCAUUUGAUUCCAAGAGUUUUGGACCAACAUGGGUUGAGUUCUGAGUUUAUUCAGAUUCCAGAGGCAAUGGUGAAACUUGUCAUUCAGAGGUAUACCAGGGAAGCUGGUGUGAGGAAUUUGGAGAGGAAUCUUGCUGCACUGGCUCGUGCUGCUGCAGUAAGGGUUGUAGAGCAAGAACAGGUGGUUCCAUUAAACAAAGGGAUACAAGGACUUUCUACCCCACUUCUGGAAAGUAGACUCGCUGAUGGAACUGAAGUUGAAAUGGAUGUGAUACCAAUGAGUGUAAAUAGUCGGGACAUCUCAAACACAUUCAGGAUUCCCUCUCCGUUAGUUGUUGAUGAAACCAUGCUUGAAAAAGUUCUCGGGCCUCCAAGAUUUGAUGAUAGAGAAGCUGCAGAACGCGUGGCUGCCCCUGGGGUCUCUGUUGGGCUGGUUUGGACUGCUUUUGGUGGAGAGGUUCAGUUUGUGGAGGCUUCAGCAAUGGUAGGGAAGGGUGAACUGCAUCUCACUGGACAACUUGGUGAUGUAAUCAAAGAAUCAGCUCAGAUUGCACUAACAUGGGUAAGAGCAAGGGCAGCUGAUUUUAGGCUUGCUGUUGAAGAGGGAUUUAAUCUUUUGGAGGGCCGUGAUGUACAUAUUCAUUUUCCUGCGGGUGCUGUUCCUAAAGAUGGCCCCUCGGCAGGUGUGACUUUAGUCACGUCAUUGGUAUCCCUUUUCACUCAGAAAAGCGUGAGGUCAGAUACAGCUAUGACUGGAGAGAUGACUUUGAGAGGAUUAGUUCUACCUGUUGGAGGUGUCAAGGACAAGAUAUUAGCUGCCCAUCGUUAUGGUAUCAAGAGAGUUAUCUUGCCUGAAAGGAACCUCAAAGACUUGGUUGAAAUACCAUCAACAGUACUGGCCAAUUUGGAGAUACUGCCAGCAAAACGAAUGGAAGAUGUGUUAGAGCAUGCUUUUGAUGGAGGGUGCCCAUGGAGACAACACUCUAAGUUAUAGCAGUAUUCUUGACUUACAACAUGUAUUAGUAUACCUCUUGGGUUUCAGCCAUUAAUGGUUUGUAUAUCAUCUAUUCAAAGUCGUGAACUCUGAAUGUCGUGAUACUGCGGACCAAGUAUAUUCAACUGGACGUUCCUAAUCGAAUAAAUUCCAAGAAAUCGACAAUCUGGAUGGAGCUUACAUGUCCAUGUAUAUUCUUAGGACCCACUUUCCACAAUUGAAGUUGUUCUUGCAAAAGGGGAAAAACUGCAUGUCAUGCUCUUCAUUUAACAUCAUCUUCCCAGGCUCACUGUUGUAAAUUGUAUCUGUCUGCCCUAUAUCCUCUUUUUCUUCUUAAAUAGAUUGUGCAUAAAAUAAUAAAGCAUUGUUUCCUGACUUUCUCUAAAGUGGGGGAUGGCUCUCUCUUGAAUGUGGUUUUUGUUAUUUCUUUUACCCCUCCCCUCUGUUAGCCCCUCGGUUGGUAUUUUUGGAAUACAUGUUAUGAAAGUGGGUAUUUAUUUAUGUAAAAUAUAUUUAAAUAAAAAUAAAAGUUUUAAAAAGCUAUUAUACUUGGACACCUCUAA